AUGGACAUGGAUCCGACAGACCAAAUCAAUUUCAUAAAGGAGAUUGCUCCUGACGCAUCUGAGGAGGUAAUCCGCGCUGCACUUUUCAAGCACCCGAAAGACAUAAACGCAGCAGUUGAGGCGAUCUUGAGCAUGAAUACCGACUCCUUAAUGGAUGUCUCUGGUCCGAUGGAUGAGAAUAUUGAUCCAUUAUUGGGUGCUUCAAUGGCAGAUCAGGAACUCUGGAAUCGGGGUAGAGGCGCCCUCAAUGCGACGGACCGAGGCAGAGCUCGUAAUAACUCACCCAUCCAUGUAGAGGUCACCGGCCCAAGUCCUCAAGCAUCCUCGAUGGCGCUCGUGCACGUGCCGACCCAAAACGCUGCUACUGAAUCACAUAACUACGCCACAACUACAGGUCCAGUGUAUGCAGGCCCAGUAUACGGUCCACACCCGGACCCAAACAGCUACAAUCAAUAUUCGAAUAGCCAAUCACGUCAAGACGACGACUUGUCCAAAGCCAUUUCAGCCUCCUUACAAGACUCUAUGCUCGACGCGGGCGGAAAUCGAUUUGUUGAAGUGCCAAUCUGGGGUCAAAUCCGCCUCAGCCCAGAGGUCCCAGUCCGACUGCGGUCACACAACCCAGAUGCUAUUGCACUGGCACUCUUAAUCCAAGCAUUCUAUCAUGUUCCGCAGAUACAUGAAACCAUGAGACAUAUGAUGUUUGGAAACGCCGUGGAGCAUCCUGGCGUCAUCAACUUUUGGGACCAGGGUAUACAUCUCUAUUGGAGAUGUAUUUCUAUAAUGAGGAUGUCCACUAGGGCCGAGGUUAUCCUAGAUGAGAUUUCUGGCGCGCAAGGAGGGAUUGCUCAUCUUGGAUUCAAGACAAUCAAGGAGCAAGUCGAAGCAUACUACAACCGCUUUGUGAUGGAUUCGGUGCAAAUAACCAGAUAUCAUCUUUCGAGUAUGCUCUGCUCGACCAUCUGGAUACCUCCUAGCGGCGCAUUUCAGUCAUCCAAAUUCUUCAGCGAGGAGGCUGCAGCGCAUGAAUCCGACAAUGGGUCAAGAAGCAAGCUUCCCAUAAUUCCAAUUUCUUCAAACAUAAACUCACCGGAUAACGAUCUUCUUUAUCUGCUCCACGAGCUGACAUGGUCACGCAAGCUUGAGGAUCCAGCAGACGUGCUCACCUUCAGUAUUACACAUGAGGAGGGACCAGUUCCCCAGUCUUCCAUACUCAAAUCAUAUGUACCCUCGACUUCCAACUCGGGCCUAAGCCGGGCAGCUUCUGCACCGACACAGAAACAUCGACUCCGCUUCCCAGCACGAAUCUAUAUCGAUCCGUUUCUACACGAGAACAGCGAGAUUACCAGCAAUCAACGCAAGGUGCGCGCUAUGCUGAAUCAAGCAAUCAAAGAGUUGGAGGACAAGGUAGAGAAGCUCGAAGGUGCCCCUGAACGGUCAAAUCUGAAAUAUAUGCGCGCCUCAAUCAAAUACUUCACCGAUCUGGCAUCACAUAACCCUGCGGAUCCGGAGGAAGUUGUUCGGAAGACAUCACUCGAAAUGAUUCAAAAGGUUCUACGUGCUGCGGAGGCCGAGAUUUCCCGCACCCACGAACUCAUUGAAGAGCGAAGAAAGGAGAUGCUUACAAUUUUUGAUGUUACCGCCCUACAGAAGCACCCAUAUGACUUGCGAGUUGUUCUAAUGUCAGACGGCGUAUAUGGCCGAGAUCAUGUGUAUUCUUAUGUCAAAGGGGCCCACGAUCAGUGGUACAAAGUCAUGGAAGAAUCCGUGGCCAAGGUUGAUGAAGCAACUGUUCUUGGGGAUGCGACAGGACUUCAUAUGGGAGCAGGCCCCUUCAUGCUCAUAUAUUGCAAGGCAGCGCCGCUCUCUCCGCUGGAGGACGACCAGCAAGCUGCAGUAGAUCAUGCAGAGAAUCCCAAUGAGAAAGAUCACGGCGAUUCUAGGGCAGCCAACGAGUCAAAGCUGCUCGAAGAGCUAUCUCAGUGGCAUCCAGCGGUCAGAAGAGACAUCUUGCGCUUUAACAACGAUUUUAGGAACAAUCUCGAGACCUCUGGGAUUGUCGACAGCGACGGCAAUAUUAUCUUCAAGACCGACACUCCCAGUACAGCAGAACAGAAGAAUAUGACUUGCGAGGAAGAAGCAAUUCUGAUGACAUCCCUAUGGGAAGAUCCAUUGUCAAAGCUGGAUAAUGGGGAGAGUGUAGCAGAUUAUGAUGACGAUGCGCGAGAAGUGGUUAUGGAAGACACAGCAAGCAGUGUAGAGGCAGUCGACAUCGAGAUGGAGGAGCAAGCUGCACGACAUGGAUGGGGUACGAGUCAGAAGCGUAGUACUGCGGACGAAUGGCCAGAGUGGGGACCAUCGGACGAGGCUAGACAGAAGUGGGAGGAUGCUCUGCAAGAUGGUCGGAAGAGCAAGUACUGGGUGACCGAGCAGCCAUCUUCAGGGCCAAUCGAAGUCCAGGUGACACAGACAGUCGAAACAAACCAUGAAAAGGCUCCUCCAGCCUAG
This is a messenger RNA of Serendipita indica DSM 11827, 2505 nucleotides long. The record is from the annotation of a GenBank genome assembly. NCBI's taxonomy places the organism in Eukaryota, Fungi, Basidiomycota, Agaricomycetes, Sebacinales, Serendipitaceae.